Molecule: messenger RNA, 1632 nt
Organism: Leishmania braziliensis MHOM/BR/75/M2904
Lineage: Eukaryota; Euglenozoa; Kinetoplastea; Trypanosomatida; Trypanosomatidae
Gene: EIF4G3
Product: putative eukaryotic translation initiation factor 4 gamma
Exons: 1
Coding region: 1-1632 (543 amino acids)
Cellular component (GO): eukaryotic translation initiation factor 4F complex
Molecular function (GO): mRNA binding; translation initiation factor activity; protein binding
Source: RefSeq, a predicted model, not a curated record
AUGAAUAUGGUCGUCAAGAUCAUCUUCAAGAAGGCACUGGACGAGCCAGAGAACAGCAAGCUAUAUGCCGGCGUGUGCCACAGCCUUGCCUUGUAUGAGGCAACCGUUCUGCGCGAUGGUCACAAGGGCGAGCGCCCCCAGUCGCAGCUGCGCGACGCUAUCAUCAGAACUGCCCAGUACGAGUUCCGAACGCUCUCCCAGGAGCUGUCUAAGAUGGAGGACAAGUCUGAGGAGGAGCUCGAGUACGAGCGCUCCAACGUGAUGCGGCGCAAGCGGUCCAACAUGCGCUUUAUCGGUGAGUUGUACCUUUGCACAGCCCUGACGCACACGACCAUGUUCACUAUCAUGGAUCUGACGAUGCGCUGCAGCGACGGCACGGGGUUCCCCAGUAGCGAGAACAUCGAGCUGCUCGCCGCGCUUCUCAGCACCAUCGGCGAUCGCCUAGAUAAGAGCCACAAGACGACGCUCGACUCCUACUUCACCUCCCUCGAGAACUUCAACAAGAAGCCUGACUGUACGUACCCACCACGCAUCCGCUUCAAGAUCAUGGACCUGCUGGAUCUGCGCAAGUGCGGCUGGGGCUCCAAGCCGAAACCUGUCAAGGCUGCCCUGCCGCCAAGCCACGGCAAAGACAAGAAGUACGCCUCUGCCCCACCCCCCAAGAAAGGUGGUCGGGAUCAGGGCAACGGCGCUGCUGCUGCGGUGAAGAGCUGGCGCGACGCUGCCACGGCGAAGACAGGCACUAUGGCAGCACCGGCGCCUUCGGCCGGUAAAGGGCUGAACGGACGUGGUACGUCGAGUGGAGCACUGGCAGCCAACACCACGGCUUUGUCCACCUCAGCAGCGGUCACGAGUGCGGCUGCUGCACCCGCUGGUGCCGCUUUCCGCGGCGAAGCGUCUCCGCCGGCUCCACUUGUGAAGUUCGAGCUGCGCGUGGCGUCAAUGUUUCAGGAGUGGGUGGCAGACCGCACGAACGACGUCAUUCUUCAGUGGGUGGAUCAGUUCAACACAUGCGACCGCUUCUUUGAGUCGGAGAGCGAACUGUGUGUAGCGGUGGCGCAGGAGGUGAUUCACUCUGCUUGCACGACCACCCGCAAGGAUGCCCAGCGCGCGGCCUUCAGCUUCCUCGUCGUUGGCUUGUACAUGAUCGACACGGAGGUGUUCGACGGCUUUGCCAGCGCCCUCGCCUCCGCAAUCGAGGACGGCUUGUUGGAAGACGUUCCAAAGUUUGGGGAGCGCUUCAUGAGCAUGCUGCGCCUCACCUCCACUGAACAGGAGACACGCGCCGAUGUGUACUUCGAUGCGGCGAAUGUGCUGCGCCUGACCUACAAUCGGCUAGAGAGCCCCGACGACUACGCCGUGGACACACUGAUGUCCUUCUGGGAUCGCGUGCCGCUUCCGUCCACCGACGAGGAGAAUAUGAUCCGAAUGGAUCUCGACGUUGUUUACAGUAUGUGCAACCCCGAAGGUGCACAGGAGGGGCUGGAGAAGCUGCUCAGCCGCAUCAUCCACUCGAUGCUGCAGAUGCAGCUGAUGGACGCGGAGGUGCUGGCCGAGUUCCUCUGCCUGGAUGUGGAGGAGGGGCUGUGUGCCAAAGUUAUUGCCGACUACAAGGCGCGAGUCGUCAAGUGA